AUGCACGAUCUGUUUUAUUAUGCUAUGAGUCAAGAAGGUCAUUAUUGCAAAAAAGAACUCAACACUAAACCUUACCGGUCACUUAGUUUUGCUGAUAAUAGAUUGGAUAAACUGUUGAUUGAAAUUCCUAAUCGAAGAUCUGAGUCAUCAGUUUGUGUUAACGAUCGCUCCAAUUCUGCUUCACCUACUAGAAAACAACCACACCCAUAUGCAAUGCAUGCAAUGAGGUCGAUUAAUGGACAACGGCCUCGACUGCCUCAGUGGCCACCACCUGAUCCACCUCCACUAACUCCACUUAAUAUGGGAUUUAGUCGUUAUUUUUUUGGUGCAACACUUGGAGUAAAUAACACAUCACCAGUAUGGACACUUCGUCCAUGGGGACGUGGUAAUCACCUAUCCCGUCCUGUAAAUCAGAUUAUUCGUGUUAACAUCGGCAUACCAGAACUUACUGAUGAUACUCUUUUGAAUCCAACAGCAGAGCAAUCAGCCCGUAUGGUUUGGAUUGAUGCAAGUGAUGCUGUAGAGGAGAUCACAACCGGAGAAAUCGAACUUAUGCCCACACCUCAAUUAGCAUCAUUGACUGAAGUUGACGGUGCUCAGUUUGACGGCAGCGUAAGCUGUACUUCAACCUUGCACACACCCAACACCCUUCCUAAUCAUUCUGGAAGUAAUCAGACGACUGUUCAGAGUCUGUCUGAAGGAUCGUCUCACAGCUGUAUUUCAACCUCCCAUCAAUCAUUGACACAUCAAGCAACUGUAAAUGAUUCCGUUAAUGAGGAAGUGAUGUAUGGAUUAGAAGAAGAAGACAGUACUGAGUUUGUCUUAGUAAUGGAUUCUAAUUUGGAUUCUCACAUCACAUUACAUAUGAGUGAUGAAAUGCUUCUUGUAGGACAGUUGAUUUUAAAUAAUUCGGAUACUGAAACUGAAAUGACUUAUGAUUAUCCAAAUUUUUCAGGAUAA
Molecule: messenger RNA, 960 nt
Organism: Trichobilharzia szidati
Lineage: Eukaryota; Metazoa; Platyhelminthes; Trematoda; Strigeidida; Schistosomatidae
Source: the annotation of a GenBank genome assembly